Molecule: messenger RNA, 758 nt
Organism: Mya arenaria
Lineage: Eukaryota; Metazoa; Mollusca; Bivalvia; Myida; Myidae
Exons: 3
Coding region: 77-538 (153 amino acids)
Source: RefSeq, a predicted model, not a curated record
CUUUCGUUCAUAUACCUGGUAGCGAUUCGGUCGGUCGUAGACCAAAGGAAACGAAAAGUCACGUAACUAUACAGAUAUGACGAUUCUAAGGACCAUUAUUCGACCUUCCAGGUCUCUUUUGCAACAGCACAUUCGAUAUGGAAGUAGUGCAACAUACCAGAAUACACAACUUCAGGAACAGCUUGAUCAAAACUACAAACAGGAGUUUCCAAUGGAAUUCAUGACAGUGAAAGAGAAGGUGGAAGUUAAUCGAGGUUCAAUGAACUGGAUGGCUAAACCUUUGGGGCCAUGGGCAGAGGUCUAUGCCAAGAAACAGGCCAAUUACAACAUGCACAUGGUUAUAUCCGCAUUGCUGUUGGGGGCCACUGUUUUCUAUACCUGGAAAUCGGGGCUGUUGGUGGCGGCAGACUACUCUAUUCCAUUGAAUGUUGACGAGCUGUAUGAUCCCAGGAGAGAUAUGAGACAAGGCCACAAAUUCCAGUGGUUUAUAGAGGCUGUGGAGGAUGGCACUGAGGAAGAUGCCACUAACGAGGAAUAGAAUAAAUUAACUUAUAAAGAUUACAAACUGUUUUUUAUCAUCGCCAUUAGUCUUAUAACAUCUGUUAUGCUAAAAUAGUCUUUGAAACUGAACAAUGUUGAAUGUGUUUCUUACAAACAUUCAUUGUGUUUGAGGUUUAUCAACAAUGAUUCUGUUAUGGUAAUAGUAUAUUUGAAAUUUAGCCUUGAAGAUGUAUGUUUGAAUAGAUGUGAGAAAAUAU